Grosmannia clavigera kw1407 is the source of this 3297-nucleotide messenger RNA. Its product is annotated as c6 zinc finger domain containing protein. The record is from RefSeq and is a predicted model, not a curated record. Gene Ontology annotation, cellular component: nucleus. Lineage: Eukaryota; Fungi; Ascomycota; Sordariomycetes; Ophiostomatales; Ophiostomataceae. The transcript has a single exon. Gene Ontology annotation, biological process: regulation of DNA-templated transcription. Gene Ontology annotation, molecular function: zinc ion binding; transcription cis-regulatory region binding; DNA-binding transcription factor activity, RNA polymerase II-specific. Bases 1 to 3297 code for a protein of 1098 amino acids.
AUGGACCAUGUCGCUCCAGACGGGCUGCAGCCAGACGGCCGAGCGAUGAGCGCGUCGACGACAGCAUCGUCUGCGAGGGCUGCUUCAGUCUCGCUCGAGCCGUUCCCACCGGCCAGCACGAAGCUCCCUCCUCGAUCCCUGACCUUUUCGCCGACACAGCUGCCGUCAGCACACCACCCGCACCAUCCGCACCAUCCACCCCCGACGGCAGCUGGAGCAGCCGGAGCAGCAGCUGGAGCAGCACACUAUUCUUCGCCUUCGUCAGGCGGUACCGAAUCUCUGGGUCGAUCACCUUCGACCGAGGGCGGCGGCGGCGGCGGCGGCGGCGGCGAGACGCAUGGGGAGAUGCAUGGAGAGACACACCGCCCGACUGGGCCGACCAGCCCAGUCAGUUUGGCUAGAUCUGCCGCGAUGGAGGCAAAGAAGCCCCGUGCCUGUGAGGCGUGCCGCAGCCUCAAGGUGCGCUGCGACAUGGACCCGGCAGCGCCGGCGGAAACGCCCUGUCGACGGUGUGCCAAGGCCGGACGGCGCUGUGUGGUGACGCAGCCGACGCGACGGCGGCAGAAGAAGACGGACAGCCGCGUGGCCGAGCUGGAGAAGAAGAUCGACGCGCUGACAGCCAGCCUGCAGAUGACGCGCGGAGGGCCGGCGGGCCUGCCAAGCCUGCCGGGGCUGCCGGGACUGGCAGGUCUGACCGGUCUGACCGGUCUGGCAGGGUCUGGUGCGGACAAGGAGGGAGACGACGGGGAACAUCGGACUAGAUGGGCUGAUGAAGUAAGCAACGUCACACGUGAAUGGCAGCCGCCGGUGGCACUGCCGACUGCGACCACCAGCAGCGGCGAGAAGCAGACGGUUCUGGGCCUGACAUCGUCAACGUCGGUCUCGGGAGCGGCGACGGCCAGCCCGCAUUCGACCAGCACGAAUGGACGCAGCCCGUUUCCGGCAGCGACACCUGUACCACCAAUGGUGGUGGCAGGGCAAAAGCGCAAGUUCACGGACAUGUGGGACACGCCAGGAGCGGGCAGCCUUUCGGGACGACCGAGUCCCGGGUCCAAGACAGGAUCGCCCAAGGAGGCGGCGUCGGCGUCGAUGCGAGAGCGCCAGCAGCAGAAGCAGCAGCAGCAGCAGCAGCAGCAGCAACAACAACAACAGCAGCAUCAACAACAACAAGGACCGCGGAAGGAGAGCGAGGCGAACGCACGGCCAUCGUCAUACAGCAACAUGUCGCCGGCAGCGGAAACGUCAACGGCCGGACUGGGCGACAUCAUCGACCGGGGGCUGCUGACAAUGGAGAAGGCGGUGGAGCUGUUCAACCGAUAUACGGACCAGAUGGCACGCCACAUGCCGGCGGUGGUGUUCGUGCCGGGGACGACGGCGGCUGAGAUCCGCAAGUCAAAGCCGAUCCUGUUCGCGGCGAUCAUGGGAGCAGCGACGACGGAGAUGCCCAACGUGCAGCGGGCGAUCGUGAAGGAGCUGAUGCUGAUCUUUGCGGAGAGGAUCUUGGUAGUGGGCGAGAAGAGCCUGGAGAUGGUGCAGGCGCUGCAGAUCUCGGUGAUCUGGUACUGGCCGCCCGAGCACUUUGAAGAGCUCAAGUUCUACCAGCUCGUGCACAUGGCAGCAGUGAUGGCGAUCGACAUUGGGCUGGGCAAGCGACGGCCAGGAGUGAGCAACGGGCGAUGGACGAGCUCAGGGCCGGGGCUGAUGCCACCACAGGGGUCAGGGAUCAACUGGCGCGACCAUCCGUUUAAGAAGAACCCGCUGCCAGACCCGUGUGCGAUCGAGGCGCGGCGAGCAUGGCUGGCAUGCUACUUCAUGACGUCCAACACGUCGAUGGCGCUGCACCGACCGAAUCUGGUGCGCUGGACGCCGUUUAUGACGCAGUGCGUGCAGGUGCUGGAGACGUCGGCCGAAGCAGCGCCGACGGACCAGUACCUCUGCCACCUCGUCUGGACGCACCGCAUGGCCGAGGAGGUGGGCCAGCAGUUCAACAUGGACGACCCGACAGCGAAGAUCAACGUGGCCGACACGCGGACACAGUACGCGCUGCGGGCUUUCGAGCGUGAGCUGGAGCGAUACCGGGCGAGCGUGCCGCGCAUGUUGCUGCAGCCGUCGUUGCGGCUGAGCUUCGAGGUGCUGAACCUGUACAUGCACGAGAUGGCCCUGCAGAUGGAGGAUGGCAACGACGAGUUCCGGCAGCCGUACACGGCCGAGUCGACCAAGACGGCCCUGAUCGGCGACGCUCAGCUGACGGCAGCCCACAUCAGCGCUCUCUCAGCCUGUCUGCAGGCCAUUGACGGCAUCUUUGACGCCUUUCUGGGCAUGGACAUUGCCGCCCUGCGCUGCAUCCCCAUCUUCAAUUUUGUGCGCGUCGCCUACGCCACCGUCGUGCUGAUCAAGCUCUACUUUGCCGCCGCCUCACCCAACUCGGAGCUCGGCCGCGUCAUUGACAAGGACCACAUGAAGGUCGAGCAGCAUCUCAGCGCCCUGCUCGAUAAGUUCCGCGCCACCGCCGCCGACAACCGCUCGCGGCCCGCCGCCAAGUUCCUCAUCGUUCUCGUCAUGAUCCGUGCCUGGUUCCUCAAGCAGCGCCACCACAUCGGCGUCAUCAAGGAGGGUGAGGCCGUGGAAGGACAACAGCAGUCUCAGCCACCACAGUCACAGUCACAGUCACAGCCACAGCCACACGCACAGCCACACGCACAGCCACAGCCACACGCACAGCCACAACAACUGCCCUAUCUGCCCUCCUCUUCCUUCUUGCUGGCCAGCAACAGCAUCCGCCAGGCUGCCGGACUGCCGCCGUCUGACGCCUCCUGUCCCAUGUCGGUCCCGCAGCCGUCGCCGAUGACGGCCUAUCCGUCGGGCAACACCCCGCUGGAGCUGCUGUCCGAGAUUGCCGCCAGUGACUCGGCAGUCCAGGAGCAGAGACAACAACAGCAGCAGCAACAGCAGCAGCAGCAGCAACAGCAACAGCAACAGCAACAGCAACAGCAACAGCAACAGCAACAGCAACAGCAACAGCAACCAAUCAACAUGAUGCCAUGGCUGGCCCCCAGUCAGCCAACGAUAGGAACGAGCGACAAUGCAGCCAGGGGAAGUGUCGGCCCGACAGAGUCGCUCAUCACGUCCAACUUUAUGGACUUUCCCAACGUGGGCGAGAACUUUGAAUACGCCAUGGACCUGACGUUUGCCGGCCUGGCAGAGGCUGGCGGUGACAUGAACCUGGACGAGGGCAUGCAGUUCCUCAUGGAGGACCCCUAUUGGGUACGGGGAAUGCCGACCAACUUUCAAUUUUAG